AUGUAUACCCGUAAUAAUGGACAGGAAAAGAGAAAUCGACAAGCGGAGCCUUCUCCUUGUGGAAGCAAAAGUUUAGAACAAAUCAUUUCAAUGGAUGACUGUGCCAAACUUAUUAUUGACAGUGCAUUAAUGAAGAUUCAGCAGCAGCUAAUGAAAAAAGCAAAGCAAGGUGGACCUUGUGUGUCAAAUAAUCCUUCACUUGGCUACAAACGUCAGGAUUCCGGUUACGAGAGGGCAGGGAUGACCAUGGGUGUCCCUACCCCUAACUUUAGCCCUUCAAAACGAGGAGCGGGGUGGCAGGAAAGUCAGUACCAAGAAUCAAGAAAAGAAGAUAUUUCAAGCAUCCUCACAUCAACCAUCCAGAAGGUCAUGCGUGAAGCUGUUUCUAAUGUAGACAGCAAUAGCAACAACAUGAAUAGGAGUCUUCGGCAAGUCCCUCCUCCUGAAAGCAAGCCUCAGAGAAUAAAGGCUACCUCAAAACUACCCAGUGGACCACUGGAUAUGUAUGGCAACAUGGACCGUAUGAAUAUGCUAGAUAUUGACCAGCUGGUGAAAUCUAUGACUAAACUGUGCCUUUUGGAGCCCGGAAGCAAUAGUUCAAAUUUAGGCAGCGGAGAUACGUCACAUAAACAAUAUAAUGGUUCGUCUCAAACUUUAGGAGGACCAAGAACAGCUGCUUUGGUCAGAUCUAAUAUGAGACAAGGUGGCUCAAACGGAGUUAUAGUAACUAAUCAGAACGGUGAAAACGGUUCUUUGAACAAAGAACUCCAAGCUGUCCUCCAGUGGAUGGUCGCUUCUCAUUUCAAUGUGCCCAACUUGACAUUCUUAAAUGACAGAGAAGGAGAACUGGCUGAUCUUCCACAGCUGGCUCAGAAGGCAACCCAAAAGGGCUACAGUGUGGGAGAAAUUCUUCAGAAAGUGAUGAGGUACCUUGAAAGAACAGAGAUGGAAGAAGCAAUGGGGAAAAGGUCUCAGUGUGGACUGAUCCGCUGGCUACAUGCCAACUUGUAA
This is a messenger RNA of Notechis scutatus (mainland tiger snake), 1011 nucleotides long. Its product is annotated as A-kinase anchor protein 4-like. The record is from RefSeq and is a predicted model, not a curated record. Lineage: Eukaryota; Metazoa; Chordata; Lepidosauria; Squamata; Elapidae. Gene Ontology annotation, biological process: intracellular protein localization. Gene Ontology annotation, molecular function: protein kinase A binding. Gene Ontology annotation, cellular component: sperm fibrous sheath; cytoplasm; sperm principal piece.